This is a messenger RNA of Fraxinus pennsylvanica, 1674 nucleotides long. Lineage: Eukaryota; Viridiplantae; Streptophyta; Magnoliopsida; Lamiales; Oleaceae. The record is from the annotation of a GenBank genome assembly.
AUGGAGUAUUGGUUUCGAGUUUUGAUCCUCGUCGCAUGCUUGUACCCUGCAUAUGUUGAAUGUAGGGUUCGUCGUUACCAAUUCAAUGUGGUGAUGAAAAACACCAACCGCCUGUGUUCAACCAAAUCUAUUGUCACCGUCAACAGAAAAUCCCCGGGUCCCACUAUUUAUGCGAGGGAAGACGAUACAGUGCUUGUUAGGGUCGUCAACCACGUGAAAUACAAUGUUUCUAUUCACUGGCACGGUGUAAGGCAACUUCGAAAUGGGUGGGCAGAUGGACCGGCAUAUAUCACACAAUGUCCGAUCCAGCCAGGGCACAGCUAUAUGUACAACUUUACCAUCACAGGCCAAAGGGGUACACUACUUUGGCACGCCCAUAUUUUAUGGCUUAGGGCAACUGUCCAUGGCGCCAUAGUCAUCUUGCCCAAGCUUGGCGUUCCAUAUCCUUUUCCAAAACCCGAUCAUGAAUCAGUCGUUAUCUUAGGUGAAUGGUGGAAGUCAGAUACAGAAGCUGUGAUCAAUGAGGCACUAAAAUCUGGUUUGGCACCAAAUGUAUCAGAUGCUCACACGAUAAAUGGCCAUCCAGGACCUGUUCCCAAUUGUCCUUCCACAGUUGGCUACACGUUGAGUGUCAAACCUGCAAAGACAUACAUGCUACGUGUCAUCAACGCUGCCCUCAAUGAAGAACUCUUCUUCAAAAUAGCAGGACACAAAUUGACUGUAGUGGAAGUCGACGCCACAUACGUCAAACCUUUCAAAACCAACGCCAUUUUAAUCGCUCCUGGCCAGACGACAAAUGUAAUUGUAUCAGCUAACCAGAAUGCCGGAAAGUACAUGGUUGCCGCCUCACCCUUCAUGGACACUCCGACGGUUGCAGUCGAUAACAUGACUGCAACUGCAACUUUACACUAUUUAGGAACACUUUCUACUUCUGCUACAACUUUAACAACUCCACCACCUCAAAAUGCAACCCCAGUAGCCAACAAUUUCAUAAACUCUCUCAGAAGCCUUAAUUCAAACCUCUAUCCUACAAAAGUUCCAUUAAAAGUUGAUCAUUCUUUGCUUUUCACUGUGGGGCUAGGGAUUAAUCCCUGCCCUACAUGCAAAGCUGGAAAUGGAAGCCGUGUUGUGGCUAAUAUAAAUAAUGUCACUUUUGUGAUGCCAACCACUGCUCUUCUUCAAGCUCAUUACUUCAAUACUAAAGGAGUUUUCACCACUGAUUUUCCGGGGAAGCCACCAUUUUCUUUUAAUUACACCGGUACUCCUCCGGCGAAUUUGCAGACUACAAAGGGCACCAAGCUCUACAAACUACCUUACAAUGCCACAGUUCAAGUCGUUUUGCAAGAUACUGGAAUCGUUGCCCCUGAGAAUCAUCCUGUGCAUUUGCAUGGAUUCAAUUUCUUUGCUGUUGGUAGGGGAUUAGGAAAUUUCAAUCCAAAAACCGAUGCCAAGAAAUUUAAUCUUGUCGACCCGGUUGAAAGAAACACUAUUGGCGUACCAUCAGGUGGUUGGGUCGCUAUAAGAUUUCGCGCAGAUAAUCCAGGAGUGUGGUUUAUGCAUUGCCAUUUGGAAGUGCACACGACAUGGGGACUGAAAAUGGCAUUUUUGGUGGAAAAUGGAAAGGGCUCUAAUGAGUCUAUUUUGCCACCUCCUAAGGAUCUUCCAAAAUGCUAA